Molecule: messenger RNA, 1061 nt
Organism: Schistocerca nitens (vagrant locust)
Lineage: Eukaryota; Metazoa; Arthropoda; Insecta; Orthoptera; Acrididae
Product: NAD-dependent protein deacetylase sirtuin-2-like
Molecular function (GO): histone deacetylase activity, NAD-dependent; NAD+ binding
Source: RefSeq, a predicted model, not a curated record
AUGGCAUCGAAGGAAGAACCUACUGGUAAAGUAAGCAGUGAUGGAGAAGAUAAUACAGCUGCUGAUAUUUCUUAUAGAUGGGACAUAGAACGAAUUACACAGUACUUUGCAAGAAAAUUUGGUUUCCGCAGGGACGAGGAUAAGCUAGAAGAACCCACAGAAAAGAUUUUGGAAGAGUCUUCUGUAGAUGGAAUAAUAAAAUACAUUACAUAUAGCAAAUGCAAGAAUGUAAUUACAAUGGCUGGAGCUGGAAUAUCCACAUCUGCUGGAAUUCCUGAUUUUCGAUCACCAGGAUCAGGUCUUUAUCACAAUCUUGAGAAAUACAACUUGCCUGAUCCACAGGCAAUAUUUGAAAUAGGCUUUUUUAGAGAGAACCCAAAACCUUUUUUCACACUGGCAAAGGAACUAUAUCCUGGUUCUUUCAAGUCAACUGUGUGCCACAACUUCAUUCGGCUCUUGCAGGAAAAAGGGCUAGUGCUAAGGUACUAUACUCAGAAUAUUGACACUUUAGAAAGAGUAGCUGGAAUUCCUGGAGAGAAGAUUAUGGAAGCCCACGCAACAUUUCACACAUCUCAUUGCAUAGACUGUCACUCAGGUUACUCAAAGGAAUGGAUUAAAGAGAAAAUAUUUGCUGAUUCCGUCCCAAAAUGUGAAGAUUGUAACGGCAUUGUCAAACCAGAUAGUUUUUUUGGAGAAAAUUUGCCGACAAGAUUUUUUACUUUGAUGCAGAAAGAUUUUCUAAAAUGUGACCUUCUCAUCAUAAUGGGAUCAUCCCUUGCUGUACAGCCGUUUGCCUCUUUUAUUGAUAGAGUUCCAAGCAAUUGUCCUAGGAUACUUGUGAACAGAGAAAAGGCUGGUGAACGAAGUUCUCUCAUUGUGAUGAUGGGACUUGGUGGUCUUGAUUUCAAAUCCGAGUAUUCUCGUGAUGUUGCUCUACUAGGUGACUGUGAUUAUGGAUGUCAGUUGCUAGUAGACAAGGUUGGAUAGGGUGAUGAAUUAAGAGAAUUAUUUGCCAAAGAACAUAAAAGAAUAGAUGAGGAGAACAGCAAAAAUGUCAGUAC